Messenger RNA from Aspergillus aculeatus ATCC 16872, 1580 nucleotides. RefSeq lists its product as uncharacterized. Lineage: Eukaryota; Fungi; Ascomycota; Eurotiomycetes; Eurotiales; Aspergillaceae. The transcript is spliced from 3 exons. The record is from RefSeq and is a predicted model, not a curated record. Bases 167 to 1348 code for a protein of 393 amino acids.
CGCCCAACACGCCCGCCAAACCAGAACCCUGUCGACCAACUCCAUUCAAUCCUUUAGUGGUUCUCUGGAUUUUCACCCUAUACACUCUUUUGACUGGCAGUGGCACUUAUUAUCCACCAUACUAGUAACCCAAUAAUCGAAAACAUAAAAGACCAAAAACAGAAACAUGAAACUCUCCACCCUGCUGCUCAUCACGCCGCUCGCGCUCGCUAUUCCCUUCACGCCUCACCCAGCGCAACUCCACGAUGACCCGGACUCGGAUGCGUUAACCCAGACCCAGGGCCAGGGUGAGGGUGAGGGUCAGGGUCAGGGCCAGGGCCACGCCCAAGCCCAAGUCCAAGACCAAGGCGAAGCCAUCAAGAGCCACGUCCUGCAGAACAUGCGGCCGCAGACACAAACUCAAACUCAUCAGGCACACUCUGCCCCGACCAGCACCCGCACCCGCACCCGCACCAGCACCAGCACCAGAACCAAGGCCGCAACACCGGAACAUACCACCACCACCGCCAGCACCACCGCCAGCACCACCAGCCCAGAAGCAGAGGCAGAAGAUAUCAAACCCAGCCCCAGCCCCGAAGACGAGGACGACAAAAACAAAUCCACAGAUCAACCCAACCCCGAACCCAACCCCACGACCACAGACAAAUCCAACUCCAACCCCGACCCCAAGACCAACUCGCACCCCGACGACAAUGAAAACAGCAAAGACAACGACUCACCCUCAGGCCUAGCCAGCGCCAUCUCCCUCAUCCCCAACCCCAACGCCACCCAGAACCCCGGCACCACCCAGACCUGCCCCACCGGCCGCCCCUCCAAGCAAUGCUGCCAGAGCAUCGAGUCCGUCGCCGACUCCGUCCUGCAGCCCCUCGGCCAGCUCAUCCCCUACCUGUCCGGCAUCGACGUCUCCAGUCUCAUCGCUUUGGAGUGCAACGCAAUGGCCAACAGCGACCCGAACGCCAGCUGCUUCGAAUCCGUCAUGUGCUGCGAGGGCGUCCCCGGCCAAGCAACAUCCCAACAAACCCUCAAAACAGCAUGCACGAGCUGGGACCAGGCCAUGGUCGACAAGGCGGAUGACGACGCUGCGGACGCUGCGCAGGCCGAGGCGGAGGCGCAGAGGAUGGCUGCUGCUUCUUCUUCUUCUUUGCCCUCUCCGACUCCGUCGCCGAGUUCGUCGCCGACGCCCGCGCGGGCUGGGGCGGGGCCGAGUGCGACGCCGGCGAAGAGGGGCCUGCCUGCGUUGCCUCUCCCUGCGUUGCCGGAUCUGGGGCUGGGCGAGCUACUCGAGGGUGGAGCGGGGGUGUUUGGGCACAAGGGGAGUGUUGUUGGCUUGGGCGGGGGACCUAAUUAAAUAGAUACACAAAUCCCGGGGAGGGUCAGGGAUUUUUCUUUAGAUGGGCUUGGGUUGAGGGUACCAGGAAGUUGAAGAAAAGGGGGGUCCGGGGGUUCUCCCCCGGGAAUGCUUUACAGUUCUAUGGAUGAUGGUUGAGGUUACCAUGAAGUUUGAAAGGAAGGGGGGUCCUGGGGUUCUCCCCCGGGACGGUAUACUCUACUCUAGCAUGAGAUGUGUGGUGGGUGGAGGG